AUGACCACUGACCUUCGGAAGAGGAAAAAAGACAGGGAGACGAAAAAUGGGGCGCCUCCAGAAACUGUGGACGAAGAAGAAAGCGAGGAAGAAAAGAAGCCCUUGUUUUGGUACAAGUUCUUUAGAAGGGCGGCCAUUGUGUUCUUGGUAAUUGCCCUGCUGAUUGGGGUAAAGUUGUACCGCGAUAACGAACUGGUGAAGCAGCAGGAUGCGGCUCUUCGGGCCCUCGGCACCGAGGGUCUGUUCCUCUUCUCUUCCUUGGAUAGCAACAAGGAUUUGUACAUAAGUCCCGAGGAGUUUAAACCUAUAGCCGAAAAGCUCACCGGGAUAACCCCAGCGUCUGACUACGAAGAGGAGGAGGACCUGGACCCCAAUGGGGAAACCUUGUCGGUGACUGCCCGCUUCCAGCCUCUGCUCAUGGAAACCAUGACCAAGAGCAAAGAUGGCUUCUUGGGGAUUACCAACAGCGCUCUUUCGGGAUUGAGAAACUGGACUGUCCCGGUAACACCGACUACCAUUUUCUUUGCCAAGCAGUUUAAAGCCUUUCUCCCGCCAAAGCACAAGUUGGAUCUUGGCGAUCCUUGGUGGAUUAUCCCGAGCGAGUUAAAUAUCUUCACGGGUUACUUGCCUAAUAACCGAAUUUAUCCGCCUCCUCCAAAGGGAAAAGAAGUUUUCAUCCACAAACUGUUGUCCAUGUUUCAUCCUCGUCCAUUCGUGAAAACCAGGUUUGCUCCUCAAGGUUCGGUGGCUUGCAUCCGAGCCGUCGGGGACUUCUAUUAUGACAUUGUUUUCCGGAUUCAUGCCGAGUUCCAGCUCAACGAACCACCCAAUUAUCCUUUUUGGUUUUCUCCAGGUCAAUUCACCGGCCAUAUUGUCAUCUCCAAAGAUGGGUCUCAUGUGAGAUACUUCAAGACGUAUGUCCCUAAUAACCGGACUUUGAAUGUCGAUAUGGAGUGGCUGUAUGGAGCAAGCGAAAGCAGUAAUAUGGAGGUGGACAUUGGCUACCUGCCUCAGAUGGAAAUGGAGUCCAUGGGUCCUUCCAUCCCUUCAGUCAUCUAUGAUGAAAACGGAGAUGCCAUUGACAGCCGUAGCCCCAACGGCGAACCUCUAGAGUUUGUAUUUGACGAUAUUGUUUGGCAGUCCGAAAUAAGUCGGGAGGAAGCUGCCAAAAAGCUUGAGGUCACCAUGUACCCCUUUAAGAAGGUGCCCUACCUUCCUUUCACAGAAGCUUUUGAUAGAGCUUUUGCCGAAAAGAAACUUGUACACUCCAUCCUACUUUGGGGCGCCUUGGACGAUCAAUCCUGCUGAGGUUCGGGGCGAACUCUCCGGGAAACCGUCCUGGAGAGUUUGCCCGUUCUCGCUUUGCUCAACCAGAGCUUCGUCAGCAGUUGGUCGCUGGUGAAGGAGCUCGAGGAACUCCAAAAUAACCAGGAGAGCAAGCCGUAUACAACAUUUGCCGCUCUUCACUUGGAGAACUACAAUUUCCCGGUGGAAAUGAUGAUCUGUCUUCCCAACGGCACCGUUGUCCACCACAUUAACGCCAACCACUUCUUAGAUAUCACUUCUGUGAAGCCAGAGGACGUGGACACCAGCUUGUUCAGUUUUUCUGACGGUUUGGAGGAUGUGUCCACCUCCACCUAUGUGAAGUUUCUGAAAGAAGGGCUUGAGAAAGCAAAGCCAUUCUUGGAUUCAUAG
Molecule: messenger RNA, 1695 nt
Organism: Nanorana parkeri
Lineage: Eukaryota; Metazoa; Chordata; Amphibia; Anura; Dicroglossidae
Gene: SELENON
Product: selenoprotein N
Exons: 1
Biological process (GO): skeletal muscle fiber development; calcium ion homeostasis
Cellular component (GO): endoplasmic reticulum membrane
Molecular function (GO): calcium ion binding
Source: RefSeq, a predicted model, not a curated record